Molecule: messenger RNA, 4386 nt
Organism: Myripristis murdjan (pinecone soldierfish)
Lineage: Eukaryota; Metazoa; Chordata; Actinopteri; Holocentriformes; Holocentridae
Gene: letm2
Product: leucine zipper-EF-hand containing transmembrane protein 2
Exons: 11
Coding region: 276-1817 (513 amino acids)
Biological process (GO): intracellular monoatomic cation homeostasis
Cellular component (GO): mitochondrial inner membrane
Molecular function (GO): ribosome binding
Source: RefSeq, a predicted model, not a curated record
ACAUCCACGCAUGUACACUGUGACCUUUGAGUGCAGGCAGCAGUGAAAGCUGCACGCAGUGGACGGACGGACGGAGGAGCACGACGAUAUUCGAAGCUAUUUAAACUUAUAAACCCAUCUUAAAUGGGUUUAUUAUCACACCAGUCGUUAUUUUCGUCUGCCGAUUGUUGUGAAUGGAUUAUCUUAAUCACGUCUCACCAAGAAGCCUUACAACGCCCUGUCAGCAGCCAUAGCUUGGACAUUGACGCUGGAGGAUACUUUAAUCUGCCCCUGCAAUGGCAGUGUUUAGUCCCCAGGUGCUCUUUGCAGUCACAAGAUCAAGGGGAUCGUAUUUGUUGACCAAGAGGCACUGCUGCACCUCUCUGUCUUCCAAAGCCUAUCUCCAUAUAGACCCUCCCCGCUAUUUAUCUUCAUUGUACCCACUCAGGCACUCCCGCUCUUGCUACCUGCAAUGUUACCGAGGCCAUGGCUCAUGCCGCACUCACAGCUCUACCUUACUAGCCAGGUCACUACACAGCUCAAGUGUUUGGCUGCAGGACACAAAACAGGAGAAUGCUAAGCCCUCCCCCGUCCCUGCCCAGGAUAGCCCUCCUGGGACAAAGAAAGACCCUGCUGCCCCUCCACCUCAACCCCAACCCCCAUCAGCACCCACUCCAGCGUCCACCAUUGCCACAGCAGCUGCCGUCCCUCCGGCCCAGGAAAGAGCAGUCGUUAAAAAGUCUCUGUAUCAGAGGAUUGUGGACGAGUUGAAGCACUACUACAAUGGCUUCCGAUUGCUGGGCAUUGAUACCAAGAUCGCUGGCAGGAUGGUGUGGAGGCUGUUGCAUGGACAGUUGCUCACACGCAGAGAGAGGAGACGGCUGAUGAGGACCUGUGCUGACCUGUUCCGUCUAGUGCCCUUCAUGGUGUUCAUCAUUGUACCUUUUAUGGAGUUCCUUCUGCCCGUCUUCCUGAAGCUCUUCCCAGAGAUGCUACCCUCCACCUUUGAGACAGAGUCCAAAAAGGAGGAGAAGCAAAAGAAGGGUCUUGCUGCUAAGCUGGAAUUGGCCAAGUUUCUUCAGGAGACAAUCGCUGAGAUGGCCCGCAGAAAUAAGGCUAAGGUCCAAGCAGAGGAUGAGACACAGCGCUUCUCUACAUAUGUUCAGAAGGUGCGGCAUACAGGAGAGCAGCCCACCACAAAGGACAUUGUGCGGUUCUCCAAGCUGUUUGAGGAUGAGCUGACUCUGGAGCACCUGGAGCGCCCCCAGCUGGUGGCCCUGUGUAAGCUACUGGAGCUCCAGCCCAUCGGCACCAACAACUUGCUCCGAUUCCAGCUGAUGAUGCAGCUCAGGACCAUCAAGGCAGACGAUGAGAUGAUAGCAACAGAGGGUGUUGCGGCUAUGAGUGUGUCAGAGCUGCAGGCAGCAUGUCGUAGUCGAGGAAUGAGAUCUCUGGGUCUCACCACCGACCAGCUACGCCAGCAGAUGCAACAGUGGCUUGACCUGCACCUAAAGGAGAAUGUUCCUCCAUCCCUGCUGCUGCUCUCUAGGGCCAUGUACUUGACUGACCUCAAACCCAAACCCCCUGUCAUCCCGCCAGUACCCAAACUGGAGAAAUCCACUCCUCCUCCAGUGGAGAAUACGGAAGAGUCUAAAACUACAGUUUCUACUGACAUGCUAGCAGACCCUGCCCGGGUCAUCAAAGACAGACCGGUGGAGGAAUUGAGAGACAAGGCUCCUGUGGUUACAGACAAAUCAUUGUCUCCUGCUGAAGUCCUUCAGGCUAAAGCAGCGACAGAUGUGUCCCAGAAGAGCAAGAUGAGUGCCAACGGCGUGUGAAGAGGUGCAGGAGGCUCCUGGCUGGACUGAAAGGGACUUAGCCAUGACGCAGGAAAGUAGGCUAGUUUAGACGUAGUGGUCAAAUGUCAGGCCAUCAGUGAUCUACAGCAUAGUUGACAUCAAGCAUUUGGAAACUGUCCCUCCGCCCUGCCCUUUGAAUUCCUUCACUUCUUGUUCAGCAGUGCCACUGGCAUAUUCAUGACAACAGAGUGCACAUUGUCCUGCUCCCCUCCUGUCCUUCUCUCUGUUAACGUCUCCAUUGACUCUAACUCCAGUGUCGCUGGAAAAAGUACCAGCCUGAAAUUUCAAGGCACUGGCAGACCACUGAUGGUGAUACACUUUGUUCUAUGUCCUGGAAAGAGACAACCCUGCCUUCCAUGAUGAAGCCUGGCUCAAUAUCUCAGUGGUCCAGAUCACCUCCUCCUCCUCCUGUAUAUUUGUAAAUAUCCUGUAUAUUUUUCUCACUGUCUGACAUUGCAGCAGCUUUGUACAGUUUGUUUAUGCAACGGCCUAAUUUCUCUUAUGCAAUACUUUGAAGUUUUCCCUCUUAGCAUUUUUAUUUGGUUUUAUUUGUGUAACAUUUAACUCCAGUUCCGACUCUGACAUAAGAGUCCUCUGAGAUAAACAAUAGAAAGUUACAACAGCUGUUAAACGUUUUGGUUCAACAGCUGUAUCAUCUUUUGAUUUUCGUUAAGUUUGACCUUUCUGAACCCUGGAGAGAACAGACGGCACAUUCUGAACCUUUGGCAUUCACAGCAGCCAUAGGUUCAGGGAAAUUCACUGAAGUUGGAAUGAGGUUGUGUUGUGUCGAUGUGUGCAGUUGUAAAUAGCAAAUGAAUGAGUAUAUUGUUUUGAUUGAAAGAGAGCGCUCUCCUUAAGCCCAUAAGAGAUUGUAGUGAUGUGCAGUCUGCCUCCAAAAAAUCCUAUUUUAUUCUGCUGGAUUAUAUAUACUUUAUUUUAACACUAUAUUGCUACUUUUAAUUCAAAUUUGAAAGAAGAUAUACUUGACAGCAUUGACUGCUACUGGACAUAAUCCAUGCAAAAUGUUAAAACUAUUUGUGAAUAUGUUGCUAAAAUAUUGGAGUAGCAUAUAUAAAUGUUGCAGCCAUAAGUGAGAUGGUUACCCAAGGACAUUUUAUUUUUUGUAAUGUGGUUAAAAGAGGUAAAAUAUAUACUGUUAUGACUGUGAUUAUAGCCACUCCAUUAAGCUUUCAAAAUUAUAUGACCUUGAAGGUUGCUAUUUGAAGGUUUACCACAUAAAAGUGUACUGUAUACACAUCUGUAUACAUAUGAGUGUGUUUGUUUGACAAUGCCUUAGCCUUUGGGACAAAUGUUUAGCAACAAGUUUGGAGAUUUUAUUAACCCCUUACAUACAGCUGACGUUGGCAUAAGCAUUAUAACUUGGCUUCUCAUAUCUGAGUGAAAUGGAAUUGUCUCCGUGCACCGUUCUGCCUCAGAGCUCAUUACCCAUAGGAAAUGGAUGCAGUAAAUGAUGCUUUUUUUUUUUUAGAAGAAGAAUGAUUAUUAAUGUGAUUUGUUAUUGGUUUUACACAUGUUCCUAAGGGUAAGGGGCAUCGAGGCUGAUAUUUGCAUUUUUCUUGAGAUUAUACUAUACAGAUUUCUAUCCUACCAUGUCAUUUUGUACUUGGCUUGAUGGUUCACUUCACUGAGUUACCUUUGUCUCUGUGGAAUGUCUCUAUUUUUCCUCCCUGCUCAAACCCUGUAUCCAUUCAUGUAAUUGUCAGGUCUGUGUUGAUGAUGGGGCUGAAGAAAGUAAAAGAUCAGAGAAUCAUAACUUGUACAUUUAUCAGUUCUGAUGUUCUCUCAUGCCAUAUUCAACCUCGCGUGAUCUAAGUGACAUUUGUGGCACUUUUAUUUGGAAUCAGUAAGUUGGUGUUUUGAGCUGGAGGUCAGUGUUUAGUUCGUAACAGCCUUUGUUUUCUCUCAGAAUUGUUGAGGAAGCAUAUUUGUGUUGCUCUUCAUACUUUUGUGACAAAUUGAUCUGGUCACCCCAUACUGUUAAUCUGUGGCACUGUUGCGUAAUUGAAUGACUGUACAGCAAUGAAGUAAUGAGGAUGGCUUGACUCAUAUCUCACUGAUAUGAAGUUUGUAAUUUGUCAUCAGACCUACUGGACAAGACUGUGAGUUGGAGACUGUUUGUAAUUCAGGGUUCACCAAAAGACUCCAGUGUUAGUUUGUCAGCACAUGCUCAGUAUCAUCCUCAUUAUCCUUCCACAUCUUUGCUCCCCGCCAUUUCCUUACAUUUGACAUCAUACAGUUUACUUGCAGUUCCAUGCCGUUGUACUAAUCACUGCCUGCAUGGAAGUUGCUCCUGCCUACUUUUGUCACAGAUGCUCUGAUGUGUAAGCUCCACUGUGAUCUGUGGCUCUAAACGCACUGAAGGUCAAGUGAGUCCCUUGUCUGCAGGCCUGCUCUUUCUACAAAUCCAACAUGGAUGUCCGAUUACUCAUUUCACUGCAUUAAAUUUGUGCAUAAUUUGACCAUGUCAGAUGAGUGUUUGGGUGGUAAAAGACCAGAGUUCACAUGAUUAAAUUCAUGAAACCCUUUA